This is a messenger RNA of Rhizopus microsporus ATCC 52813, 351 nucleotides long. RefSeq lists its product as uncharacterized. The transcript is spliced from 2 exons. The coding region runs from base 1 to 351 and encodes 116 amino acids. Lineage: Eukaryota; Fungi; Mucoromycota; Mucoromycetes; Mucorales; Rhizopodaceae. The record is from RefSeq and is a predicted model, not a curated record.
AUGACUAUAAUUGGUACUAUUUGCGGAAAAGGGGUAAUUGAUUUAACCCUGCGUAAAUCAAAGGCUGCUCAGAAAGAAGCUGCUGGUUCUAAAAAGAGAAAGAGGGAAGACGGUGAAGAGGAAAAUGUCGAUGUAAAUGCUAGAGUAGAAAAAGAAAAUCAAGACGAUUCCUACAUUAUUGAAUCAUCAUCACACUCCAUUAACCUGACAGGCCCUACUUCAUCCAAAUCCACAGCCUCUACCUCAUUAAAGGCAAUAGAGAUGGUUACUUUAAGCGAAACCAAGGACCUUAUUGUUCCUAACAUCGCGCUUUGCGACAACAUUACCAUCAACGCUCAAACUAAUCUGUGA